GUAACGGAAGACAACUGCGCAAUCGCUAAAAUUUCCCUCCGUCCGGCAACACUGAACAGCAACCGGACAGCGUAGGCGCCAGAAGUACGAUACCGCGUCGGUUUAUGAACUUAUAUACAGUGAGAUUUUUGUGAAUAUAUAAUAAGAAUUGCAUUACUUGAGAUAUAAUGAGCAAGUCAAAGGAAUCAUCAGCUACGGAAGGAGAAGCUGAAGAAGAAUUCAGUGUUGAAAAGGUCCUUGAUAGAAGAGUUGUGAAAGGAAAGGUAGAAUAUUUUCUUAAAUGGAAAGGUUAUUCCAAUGACGAAAAUACAUGGGAACCUGAGGAAAACCUUGAUUGUCCUGAUUUAAUAGCACAAUUUGAAGAACAACGUAAAAAAAAAGAAGCAGCAGCGUCUGGUAAAAGACACGAAGAAAAAGAACAAAAAAAGAGAAAGAGUUCUAGCACACCUACACCAACACAAGCUAAGAAAAAAGCAACAGAAGAAAAGAAACCAGAAGGAUUUGAUAGAAAUUUAGAACCAGAGCGCAUUAUUGGAGCAACAGAUUCAAGUGGAGAACUGAUGUUUUUAAUGAAAUGGAAAGGCACAGAUGAUGCUGAUUUAGUACCUGCUCGUGUUGCUAAUGAAAAGUGCCCACAAAUUGUAAUUAAGUUUUAUGAAGAACGCCUAACAUGGCAUAGUCCAGCUCAUGAUGAAGAAAGUUCUGCAAAACCUGACCAAGAGUAGCGUCUAGUUUCACAAUAUAUGUACACAGCACGCUUUAGAAUUUGCCGCAUAUAGCGACAAAUUAUAUUGCGUGUUUUGUAAACCAUCUUCGAAAUAUAUUAAUGUUGCACUGGGAGAAUAACAAA
Molecule: messenger RNA, 850 nt
Organism: Vespula vulgaris
Lineage: Eukaryota; Metazoa; Arthropoda; Insecta; Hymenoptera; Vespidae
Product: chromobox protein homolog 1-like
Exons: 4
Coding region: 168-725 (185 amino acids)
Biological process (GO): negative regulation of transcription by RNA polymerase II; chromatin organization
Cellular component (GO): pericentric heterochromatin; nucleus
Molecular function (GO): chromatin binding
Source: RefSeq, a predicted model, not a curated record